AUGUUCAUCCAGGCUAUUCAGUGGGCUGGAGCAGGCUUCUCGCUGGUAUUUGUUUUGAUCCGUCUUGUAUCGCGCUGGCACGGACCAGGUCGCAUUUUCUGGGACGAUGUUUUCGUCGUGCUUGCUGUUCUCCUGGUACUUAUCACCGCGAUCCUAUGGCAAUGGGCCGCAAAGGAUAUGUACUACAUCCUUGAUGUGCAAGCUGGCCUUGCGUCACUCGAGACUGACUAUGUAACUCAUUUGACCCGCGAUCUCAAGGUCUCUAUGGUUACCGAAAUAUUUUUCUACGCUAUUCUGCUCUUUGUUAAGGUAUCGUUCAUUCUCUUUUUUAAGCGACUAAGCAGCAAUGUCCGUGGGCAGCUUUGGAUCCGGUGGGCAUCACUUGCAUUGUCUGCAAUUUGCUUCUUCGUCUCUAUUGGAGAUAUGGGUAUCCGUUGUUUCAUUCAAUCCGAUCUUCAGUACUUGGAGACAUACUGCGCAUCGCCUGAAUUCAAUAAAACCAGUACCAACGCUAUAACGAUCAACUUUAUUUUGGACGUCAUCUCCGACAUAGCAAUUACAAGUAUUCCAUUCGCAUUGCUUUGGAAUGUACGCAUACCAAUGCGGAAAAAGCUAGCCUUCGUCGGUAUUUUUUCGCUUAGCGUGAUCACCAUCUCUGCCGCCAUCACCAGGGUGAUAGUGUUGAAUAGCACGACAAAGGCAACAGGAUCGCCAGACGCGUCCCUUGUGUCCGUCAUCGUAUCCAGCCUGUCGUCAUUCCCACAGCUCUUUUCUGCAUCCUCUCGCAAGGUCAAGCCUCAGUGGACGCCGACGGAGACUUAUUACCGGCGACUAAGGACACGCAUGCUCAAGCGGAAGGAGAGGUCAACGGAUCCGCUCUACGAUAUUUCGGCUAUCUCUAUGCCUGACUUUGACCACAACGCUGAUCAAAAUGCUGCUUCUGUCCAAGUUCCAUAUCCCGUGCUAAAUACGGUGGAGGGUCAAGUAGCAGCUCAAUACUCGGCUGGCAUAAAUUCAUACCUGGUACCACAGAACCAGAUGACUCGGCAUUUCGAGUAUCGGACAGAAAUGACCGCAAGACCAACUACUACACAAGAGUGGCCUAUGGGAAAGGACUAG
Pestalotiopsis fici W106-1 is the source of this 1119-nucleotide messenger RNA. RefSeq lists its product as uncharacterized. Bases 1 to 1119 code for a protein of 372 amino acids. The record is from RefSeq and is a predicted model, not a curated record. The transcript has 3 exons. Lineage: Eukaryota; Fungi; Ascomycota; Sordariomycetes; Amphisphaeriales; Sporocadaceae.